Molecule: messenger RNA, 3792 nt
Organism: Ixodes scapularis (black-legged tick)
Lineage: Eukaryota; Metazoa; Arthropoda; Arachnida; Ixodida; Ixodidae
Product: unconventional myosin-XV
Exons: 24
Coding region: 117-3221 (1034 amino acids)
Cellular component (GO): cytoskeleton
Molecular function (GO): protein binding
Source: RefSeq, a predicted model, not a curated record
GCAAACUAAGGGAAGAUCGUAAGCUGGCUCUUGAGCGGCAGCUGGGAUGGCAAGACGCUGCGUCCGAAGCCCACUCUUUCCGGGUCGACAACCUGGUGAAGUCCAAGAUCAAGAAGAUGGAGAGGCGUUCACAGGUCCCAAGAGACAUGACCGGUAGAACGCCAAGACCCGCCGACAGAGCGGGCCUAGGACCACCGCCACCGCCUCCCCAACAGCUUCAACAGGCUCAACAACUUCAUCAACUCCAGCAACUCCAACAGCUCCAGCACCUUCACCAACUGCAGCAGCAACAGUUGCAGCAGCAGCAACUUCAACAGCAGCAACAGCAUCCGCAGCGCGGAGGCUCGGGUCAGUCCGGCUGUUCGUCGGUAGCGGCCUCAAGCAGCUGCUACUUGGCCACCACACCUGUUGUGCCUAGACACCGGGAACGACCUAUGCCGAUGCAAACCGAGAAGCUUCUAGACGGGCUGUCCUCCAGCAAAGCGGAGGCGAUUGAGUUUGAGGACUGCUCUGAGUUUCUACAACCCGUCGACGAGGCACCCCCGGCUCCCGUUGUCCGUGCCAGGGACAACCUGAAGACGCGACUGUACCCGGCUUCCAACGCCCCUUUCUUCACCUAUACCAAAGUGGAGUGGAGACUGAGAAUCCGGAAAGAGGUAUUUCAACCGGGAGAAAGGCUCCAGGAACCGCAGGCCCUCCACAUGGUCUUCUGUCAGGUGGUGACAGACGUCUUCGCAGCAGCGUGCAUCAGGCUACGAGAUGACGAAGCUGCUAGGCUACGUUCCCUAUGCGAUUCGCUGGGUGUGAGCCCUUCUCCCGAGGCCUUCACGAGAACGGGUCUCCAGACACAAAGGAGUCUCGUAGAAGCUGCGCGGGAACUCCCUCUCUACUUCAGCCGCAUGUUCCCGGCGUCGGGCGGUCGGCAGUUACCCGACGUCCACCUCGUGGCCGUUGCUCACAGCGGGGUCCGCCUUGUCCGGAGGGACCCUCCGGGCCAGCUACAGGUUCUCGACACCGUAAGGUUCGAAGACAUCGCCGACGUGAGCGCGUCCCGCCCGUGCACGCUGCAGCUCCUGCUCCGGCAUGGCGGCUGGAUGACCAUCUACUCCCCUAAGGCGGCCCACAUCCAAGCUCUGGUGCGUCGAUUCGUUCUCGAGGGGACUCAGGAGGUUCCGGAGUAUGUCCGGGCGGUGGCCGACUACGUGACCACCGAGUCGACCCUGCUGAGCUUCCGCGAAGGGGAGAUCAUCCGGCUACUCAGGCAGCGAUGCAUGGGCCUGGACAAAGGUUGGCUGUACGGCGUCACCGACACCGGAGACAGCGGUCUGUUCCCCUGCGAGUACGUGGUGCCGCUGUCCAGCCGUCAGCCCAGCGUAGCGGCCCACACACCGGCGGCGAAUGGUCGCACCAGCGUCGUGGACAGUGGCCGGGACAUGCGCUCGCCGUCGGAGCACGCGUCGCUGCUGGCUUCGGCUCAUAACGGCACAGCCUGGAUCGAGGCGAAGGAGCAUCCGGACGGACUUGAGGAGGAAGUCAUCGAGAUUCCCAAUGGCAUGGAGAUGCAGAUGGCAGACGGCAAGCACAGCAUGUUACAGUUCGCCAUGUUCAACUUCCGAGAGAGCUUGGAGAGAUACGGGUUGUUGCGAGAACGGGAUGGGUCAUUUAGAGGCUCCGUCAAGAUGCUGGAAGACUUGAAGACAAGCAAGAAGACUAAGGAUUCCGACUGGACCUGGAAAGAACUUGCCCAACUUGUAAAAUUUUCUAAGUCGCCAAUCAAAGCAUCACUGCUGAACCUUGAGUCGCCAGAGAUGAACAAACUUGCCAUAGACAGCUUUCUGUCUGUCAUGCGGUACAUGGGUGACUAUCCCAUGUCCAAGAACCAGUCUGAAGUGGACUGUGUGUAUUCAAUCCUAGUGAGUUGCCAUAAACACCCACCCCUGAGGGAUGAAGUGUACAGCCAGAUCAUCAAGCAGACGACAAGCAACAAGAGCUCCAGACCAGACAGCUGCCAGCGAGGUUGGAGGUUGUUUUCCAUCGUGGCGGCUUACUUCGAUUGCUCCGAGAACCUUAGGCCUUACCUGUUCAAAUUCCUCGAGACGGCAGCGUAUGACAAGCGGCGAGCCUACCACGGAACGGCGAUGGUCUGCCUACAGAAUCUGAGGAAAACGUUCAAGUACGGUGGUCGGAAGAAUGUUCCGAGCAUUGAGGAGAUAGCGGCCAUUUCGGCCGGCCGCAACUCGAAGAGGCAGAUUUACCGACUGCCCGGUGGCACCGAGCGCGUCAUCAACACCAAGUCGACCACCGUCGUCGAGGACAUCAUCGACGAGAUCUGCGGCAUUCUGGGAGUGCGGGGCAGCACCGAGAUGGAAGAGUUCUCGCUCUACUGCAUCGUCGAAGGCGAUCCCCUGACGAUGCCGCUGAGUCGCGAGGAGUACAUCCUGGAUGUGACGACGGAACUGAUCAAGAACGGUCACGUGUUCUACCUGAUCUUCUGCCGUUCCGUGUGGUUCUUCCCGCUGCGGCUGGACAACCCGCUUUACGUGGAGCUCAUCUUCAACCAGGUAGCGCCGGACUACCUGGAGGGCCUGCUUCUCGUUCAACACCAAGGCAGGAGACUGCCGGACUCCAGUCUGGCGGACAUUGCACGAAUUGCAGCUCUUCUCCACCGUGCCGCCGACAUGCAGCAUGUGCCCUCCAAAGACGAAGUGAAAUAUCUACUUCCCAAGCCCGUGCUGGCGAGCAAGGAGGUGAAGCCUCCCCACUGGGUCGACCUGGUCCAGCGUAACUGGCCCGACAUGAUGGCCCUUACGAACACCGAGGCCAAGGCGCAGUGUCUGGACAUCCUCCAGAGGUGGCCCCUGUUUGGCUCCUGCUUCUUCGCUGUCAAGUGGAUUCGUAACGAGAACACGACAGCGGAGCACAUCCUGGCGCUGAACCGAGAAGGCAUUCACUUCCUCGAUGUCGUUACCCAUGAGUCCAUUUGGAUGUACCCUUUUUCGGAAGUGAUCUCGACCAGAAAAGUCCGCGCCGAAGACGGCACCCUGUUCCUCGACAUGAAGUGCGGGAACCUCAUGGUUCAGAAGAUCACUCGCAUCCAGACGGAUCAGGCGCACGAGAUAUCGCGCUUGGUGCGUCAGUACAUCAACAUCCAGCUGAGCCACCAGGGGAACCAACAUGGCGAUGCUCCCCAGGAUGUGACGCUGUCACGUAACCUUAAAUGAAGACCCGCCUCUUUCGACACACUCUUCGCGUAGAGCCAGCGUAAGACAACUGCCCUCAGAGGAAGCUACGUUCCGCUGAGCUCAUCCUAGCCAACUAAUCUACACCUCUCGCUCCUCUCCCUCCCCCCAAUGUUUUUAAAAUAGACUUGAAUGUGUAUAUGUCAAGGAUUAUGUGUAUAUGUGCUCAUGGUGGUGACCUUACGUUACGUACGCAUGCGGAGAAAUCAACAGACGCCAUCGCUAAGUGAUCUGCAUGAGAUCUGAAUGGAAUUGGUAAGAGAUCUGAAUUGAGGGUCGAGACCUGGCUUAGAUCUGGUCUAGAUCUGGCUUAGAUCUGGCCGAGAUCGGGCUUGCAUAUGGUUGAGAUCUGGCGUAGAUUUGGCCGAGUUCCCUCGUGCCUUGUAUUGCGUCUGUCCAGGCCUAUACAGGACAUGUAUGAGAUUUGUUUUGGACGAGAUUAUGACAAGGUCUGUGGCAAACCAGUUGCAUAACCGCGAUGGCAUUUAAUUUUUUUAAAGAGAUUCAUGCGAGAUUUUUUUAAUAUACCUGAGAAUAAACGUGUUUAACAAAA